CAUUGCUGUAUGUAUAACGGGGUGCGACUGUACUGACGUGUGUUGUGUGUGUUGUCUAUCAUAUGUUGUCUGUAGUCGUCAUCGAAAACAAUACAACAAAACUAAACAAUCAUUUGAUUGUCGUUUCAAUCGUCGCUUCAAUUGAGCCCUAAAUAGCCAUUGAAUAGCCAUUUGUGGCCUAAAUCUCAUCCAAACAUCACUUUUUGGGCCAAAUCUCGUACAAAAUGAUCGACAGUUUAUUCAUUAUCAACCAAACGGGCGACAUCUUUAUGGAGAAGCACUGGAAGUCUGUGGUUCACCGAUCGGUGUGCGACUACUUCUUGGAGGCCCAACACCGGCAGCCGUCGCCCCACAACAUCACACCAGUGAUGGCUACUCCACACCAUUAUCUCAUUUCCAUCUAUCGGUGCGGUCUAUAUCUGGUGGCCGUCACUCACAACGAGAUUCCGCCCCUAUUUGUCAUCGAAUUCCUCCACAGAGUUGUCGACAAUUUCAUCGAUUACUUCAAUGACUGCAACGAAUCGCUUAUUAAAGAGCAUUACGUUGUGGUCUACGAGCUGUUGGACGAGAUGCUGGACAAUGGCUUCCCGUUGGCCACGGAGUCCAAUAUACUUAAGGAACUCAUUAAACCGCCCAAUAUUUUGCGGACAAUCGCUAAUACAGUGACCGGACGGACAAACGUGAGCGCAACUCUACCGUCGGGUCAGUUGUCGAACGUCCCGUGGAGGCGGACGGGCGUCAAGUAUAACAAUAAUGAGGCCUAUUUUGAUGUGAUCGAAGAGAUCGAUGCCAUUAUCGAUAAGAGCGGUUCCGUUGUUUCCGCUGAAAUACAAGGAUAUAUCGAUUGUUGUAUAAAACUGUCGGGAAUGCCAGACCUGAGCCUCUCGUUCGUGAAUCCGCGCCUCUUCGACGACGUGUCGUUUCAUCCGUGCGUUCGGUUCCGGCGCUGGGAGUCCGAGAGAGUGCUGUCAUUCGUUCCCCCGGACGGCAACUUUCGGCUCAUGUCCUAUCAUAUCGGCGCACAGAAUAUGGUGUCGAUUCCCCUUUACAUCAGACAUCACAUCUCAUUCAAAGAUGUCGGCCACGGAAAGAUCGAGAUACAGGUCGGGCCUAAACAAACCAUGGGCAAACUUUUGGAAGCGGUUAUAAUCGAGAUAUUAAUGCCGAAAACAGUGCUGAACGUAAACGUGACGCCAACUCAGGGCAAGUACUCGUUCGAUCCGGUGUCCAAACUGUUGGUCUGGGAUGUCGGCCGUAUGGAAGCGGGAAGACUGCCCAACAUUAAGGGUAUCAUCAAUUUACAGAGCGGUGCACCCCUUCCCGACGCCAACCCCACAGUACUCGUCAAAUUCAAUAUCAGUCAACUCUCCAUUUCAGGCCUCAAAGUGAAUCGACUCGACAUGUAUGGCGAGAAAUACAAACCAUUUAAAGGAGUGAAAUACAUGACAAAAGCCGGUAACUUCCAAGUGAGGACAUAA
Medioppia subpectinata is the source of this 1478-nucleotide messenger RNA. The record is from the annotation of a GenBank genome assembly. NCBI's taxonomy places the organism in Eukaryota, Metazoa, Arthropoda, Arachnida, Sarcoptiformes, Oppiidae.